This is a messenger RNA of Rhagoletis zephyria (snowberry fruit fly), 561 nucleotides long. Its product is annotated as FH2 domain-containing protein 1-like. The record is from RefSeq and is a predicted model, not a curated record. Lineage: Eukaryota; Metazoa; Arthropoda; Insecta; Diptera; Tephritidae.
AUCGCGUCAUUGGCAAGCAAAACAUUUGGACAAUUGUCGCGAAUAAUCACCAAGACACACCUAUGACGGACAUCGAUUGGAAUGAAAUGGAGGGACUCUUCUGUCUGCAGUCCACCAGCGCACAAGGUUCGCCAAAAUUGGGACGUGAGAGCAGCAGUAGCUCUGGCUAUGAUACGCUCGAUCGGAAAUCGAAGAAGGAAAGUACGGAAAUAACGCUGUUGGAUGGUAAACGCAGCCUGAACGUAAACAUCUUUCUUAAGCAAUUUCGAAGUUCUAAUGAGGAUAUCAUACAAUUAAUAAGAGAUGGCGAUCACGAUGACAUCGGCGCUGAGAAGCUGCGUGGUUUAUUGAAAAUACUUCCCGAAGUCGAUGAAUUAGAUAUGUUGAAAACUUUUAAUGGCGACAAAAACCGUUUGGGUAAUGCGGAAAAGUUUUUACUGCAGCUUUUGGAAGUUCCAAAUUACAAGCUACGUAUCGAAAGUAUGCUGCUGAAGGAGGAAUUCGCUGCGAAUAUCAGCUACCUGGAUCCAUGCAUCAACGCAAUGAUUUAUGCUGGUGGAG